CAAAUCAAAUUAAGAAGUUUUUUCUUUCACAAAAAUUUUUCAUUUCCCUUUUCCUUCAUUCUAUUAUUCAUCUCUCCUCCCACAAAAGAGGACAAAACCAAAAAAAAAAAACUACAAAGUCCUAUUUUUCUUUCUCCCAUUGAUUUGUUAUCUUAGGUUUUUAUCUUCUUCAUCAAGCAAACGCCAUGGCGAAUGCGGCAUCUGGGAUGGCGGUAGAGGACGAGUGUAAGCUCAAGUUUUUGGAGCUAAAAGCGAAGAGAAACUAUAGGUUCAUAAUAUUCAGGAUAGAUGGACAACAAGUGGUGGUGGAAAAGCUGGGAAGCCCCGCGGAAACCUACGACGAUUUCACCAAUGCCCUACCGCCCAAUGAGUGCCGCUAUGCUGUUUAUGACUUUGAUUUCACCACUACUGAGAAUAUCCAGAAGAGCAAGAUCUUCUUCAUAGCAUGGUCACCGGAUUCGUCGAGGGUAAGGAUGAAGAUGGUGUAUGCGAGCUCAAAGGAUAGGUUCAAGAGAGAACUGGAUGGGAUUCAGGUGGAGUUACAAGCUACUGAUCCGAGCGAGAUGAGUCUUGACAUCAUCAUAAGUCGAGCUCUCUAGAUAUUAUAUAUAUCUUCUCCCUGCUUUUCUAUAUAUAUUCAUAAAUUAAUCAUGGUCAAAUCAAACAAUUCCUUCAUGUUAUAUGUAACUUUGAGUCUUGGUUUCAUUCAUUCUUUCUCCUCUUGACUAUUUUUUUUUUUUUAAUUUUUAAAAUUUUUAAGUUACUUUUUUAAAUUGACAUGGGUUUGUUAAACACUUUCUCGCUUGGGACAAGAUGAAACCAUGUUCGUGUAAUAUGUUGCAUACAUUCGUUGAAAAAUAAAUAAUUUAUAAAAGUGUUCAGUUCAUUUGUUUCAACGAGAUGUCGAUAUGUCCGAGUGGUUAAGGAGACAGACUUGAAAUCUGUUGGGCUUCGCCCGCGCAGGUUCGAACCCUGCU
This is a messenger RNA of Camelina sativa (false flax), 977 nucleotides long. RefSeq names its product actin-depolymerizing factor 12-like. The record is from RefSeq and is a predicted model, not a curated record. Gene Ontology annotation, cellular component: actin cytoskeleton. Gene Ontology annotation, molecular function: actin binding. Gene Ontology annotation, biological process: actin filament depolymerization. Lineage: Eukaryota; Viridiplantae; Streptophyta; Magnoliopsida; Brassicales; Brassicaceae.